AUGGGGACGCGUCUCGGACUAAUAUCAUUCCAGGCCGGCUGUUAUGCCGCGAGGUCCGCCAACGUGCAGACCCCUGGGAGCACCUGCACCGGAAUGGGUGAGGUUUGUACGACACCGACCACUGCAGCUCUUGAAACUACGCCUGCUCCGGCUGUUGAAGAGCUGGGUUACAUAUUGCUUACGAUGCGUUCAACUCCCAUAACGACCUGCCCCCGUAUUUCUCAAGGCCAUGGAUACCACGAUGCUCGUUUGAGCUUCUAUGUUAUACUUCACGGCGAGUUAUAUAGUGUACCACUCGAUGCUUACUGUUCUCUCCACUCUUCGCUUAUCCUUACUGGCAUGGAUAACAGUAUCUUUUCACGAGUUCGCGAUAUCGCGCCUGGAACGCCGAACUCUACUAUGGAUAGAAAAGCCGGCUAA
Molecule: messenger RNA, 420 nt
Organism: Aspergillus niger
Lineage: Eukaryota; Fungi; Ascomycota; Eurotiomycetes; Eurotiales; Aspergillaceae
Exons: 2
Coding region: 1-420 (139 amino acids)
Source: RefSeq, a predicted model, not a curated record